Molecule: messenger RNA, 1636 nt
Organism: Ipomoea nil (Japanese morning glory)
Lineage: Eukaryota; Viridiplantae; Streptophyta; Magnoliopsida; Solanales; Convolvulaceae
Product: putative serine/threonine-protein kinase
Exons: 7
Coding region: 256-1398 (380 amino acids)
Biological process (GO): protein phosphorylation
Molecular function (GO): ATP binding; protein kinase activity
Source: RefSeq, a predicted model, not a curated record
CUCCGCUGUCUACUUUCUUGCCCAAUCUUCAAAUAUCAAAAUCGCAAACUACCCGUUUCAGAAGAAACCAAUAUAAUCACUCUUUCCUGUCCUCUUCCGAUUCAUCAUUUACUAGCCAACACCUUCUCCCCCUCAACGUGGCCGCCUCUCUCCCAGGCCAUAAUGUUUUUCUCUCAGUUUUAGUUACACACGAUUGCCCAUGCUUGAAUCUAUAUGAUCAAAGGAUCAGCUUUUCUUGGAUGAUUAUAAGAUCAAAUGGCUUUUAGUUGCUUUAGAGCUUUUGAAUCCUGUAAAGAUCAUACAGAGGAACAUGCACAAGCAUUAGAGGUUGCAGCCAUCAACGUGAAGCUAUUCUCCUAUAACUCUAUUAGGUCAGCAACCCAGCAUUUUCAUCCAUCAAACAAGAUAGGAGGAGGUGGUUUUGGAGUUGUCUACAAGGGGAUUUUAAGGAAUGGAACUCCUGUUGCUAUCAAAUGCCUGUCUGCCGAGUCGAAGCAAGGGACCAAUGAAUUCUUGACUGAAAUUAAUAUGAUUUCUAAUAUCCAACAUCCCAAUCUUGUUCAGCUGGUUGGGUGUUGCGUCGAGGGCAGUGAUAGAAUGUUGAUCUAUGAAUAUAUGGAGAACAAUAGCAUUGCCAGUGCUUUGCUUAGUUCUAAAGGAAAACGCAUUGUUUUGGAUUGGUCGAAGAGGGCUGCUAUAUGUUUGGGAACAGCGUCUGGUCUAGCGUUUCUUCACGAAGAAGCUGAACCCAACAUUGUCCAUAGAGAUAUAAAGGCUAGUAAUGUUCUUCUUGACGGUAAUCUUCAUCCAAAAAUUGGAGAUUUUGGUCUGGCAAAACUUUUCCCCGACAAUGUCACCCAUGUCAGCACUCGAGUGGCAGGAACAGUAGGAUAUCUUGCUCCCGAGUAUGCCAUGCAAGGAAAACUUACAAAGAAGGCCGAUGUGUAUAGUUUUGGAGUGCUUUUACUAGAAAUCAUUAGCGGGAGAAGUAGUAGCAAGGCGGCUUUUGGCGUGGAUUUACUGAUUCUGGUGGAAUGGACAUGGAAGCUCAAUGAAGAAGGCAGGGUUCUGGAAAUUGUUGACCCAGAAUUGACAGAUUAUCCAGAGGCCGAAGUAAUGCGCUUCAUUAAAGUUGCACUCUUUUGCACCCAAGCAGCUUACCAGCAAAGGCCAAGCAUGAAACAAGUGGUUGAGAUGCUCUCUAAAGAGGUUCGUCUCAACGAGAAAAUAUUGACAAAACCGGGAGUGUAUAGACUGCAUAACUCUCGAAAGGCAGGUUUUGGGAGUCUGCAGACUUCGUCUUCCCAUCUGAAGAAGGGCAAUCAGUCUGUCAAUCCUUUCGCAACAUCAGCCCAGUUCGAUAGUUUUCAGAGCGCAACACAAAUGCUUCCAAGAUAAUGCUUCUUUUGUCUCUUCCUCUUCUUGGUGCUUUCUAUUCUUUCUCCAUGUAAAUUUCCCUUUUACUAACCCAGAAUGUAAAAAAUAGUGGGAAUCUCUUGUAUUAGGAGACCCGUUAUCAAUCUUAAACGAAAAUAGUCAUACUUGUAGUAGUUGGGAAGAAAAGAAGUUCCCCUUCUCUUGUAGAAUUGCCAUGUUUCACUGUAUCAAUGGCAACUGUAUACUUGCUAACCCAGAA